AAAUUCAAAAGCCGAAUUGGCUUUCAAAUCAAAUUUCCCCAUUUUCAAAAUCGAAUCCAUUUCCCUCUCCUUCUCCAUCUUUCUCGGCGACCCUAAAACCCUACCUCCCUGAAUCGCCUCCGCCCGCCGCCAGGUCCUGCCAAAUGGCCUCCGUCCAGCCGCCGGCGGCCUCCCGGGAGCUCUCCAACCCGCCCUCCGACGGCGUAUCCAACCUCCGGUUCUCCAACCACAGCGACCACCUCCUCGUUUCCUCCUGGGACAAGACGGUGAGAUUGUACGAUGCAAGUGCUAACGUCCUCCGAGGCGAGUUCAUGCACGGUGGUGCAGUGCUCGACUGCUGCUUCCACGAUGACUCCUCUGGUUUCAGUGCCAGUGCUGAUAAUACUGUCCGCCGGCUUGUGUUCAACCAUGGCAAAGAGGAUAUUUUGGGAAAGCAUGAAGCUCCCGUUCGAUGUGUUGAGUACUCUUAUUCUGCAGGGCAAGUUAUCACUGGCAGCUGGGAUAAAAAAUUAAAAUGUUGGGAUCCUAGAGGUGCUAGUGGGCAGGAGCGGACUCUUGUUGGGACAUACCCACAACCUGAACGUAUCUACUCGCUGUCUCUUGUUGGAAAUCGUCUGGUGGUGGCAACUGCAGGAAGACAUGUAAAUAUCUAUGAUCUUCGAAAUAUGUCUCAACCAGAGCAGCGUAGGGAAUCUUCUCUGAAAUAUCAAACCAGAUGCGUCCGUUGUUAUCCAAAUGGGACAGGAUAUGCCCUUAGCUCUGUUGAAGGAAGGGUUGCCAUGGAGUUCUUUGAUCUCUCUGAAGCUAGUCAAGCUAAAAAAUAUGCAUUCAAGUGUCAUCGAAAAUCAGAGGCAGGAAGGGACAUCGUGUACCCAGUUAAUGCCAUUGCUUUCCACCCAAUCUAUGGCACGUUUGCUACUGGUGGUUGCGACGGUUUUGUCAAUGUCUGGGAUGGGAACAACAAGAAGCGGCUCUACCAGUACUCUAAAUACCCAACAAGCAUAGCCGCCCUCUCUUUCAGCAGAGAUGGCCGCCUUUUAGCUGUGGCCUCAAGUUACACAUACGAGGAAGGAGAUAAACCGCAUGAACCUGAUGCAAUAUUCGUUCGAAGCAUAAACGAAAUAGAAGUCAAGCCAAAGCCAAAAGUUUAUCCUAAUCCCCCAGCAUAGAUUUGAAUGAUAUAUGAGGUUUCCUACUGUGUCAUUCUGGUGUGGAGAUGUAUUACCGUAUAAGACCCUUCUAGAGGCUUCAUCUUCCCAAUGUAGCGUGAUACACUUGAUUCAAGUUUUAUUCGUAUAGUAGUGUGAUUCUGCUCUCACUUCCCCUGUUUCCUUUCUUGAGAUCAAUGGAAAUAGCGAGGACUAGUCUCAAUUACUUC
Punica granatum (pomegranate) is the source of this 1378-nucleotide messenger RNA. Lineage: Eukaryota; Viridiplantae; Streptophyta; Magnoliopsida; Myrtales; Lythraceae. The record is from RefSeq and is a predicted model, not a curated record.